Molecule: messenger RNA, 2622 nt
Organism: Puma concolor (puma)
Lineage: Eukaryota; Metazoa; Chordata; Mammalia; Carnivora; Felidae
Source: RefSeq, a predicted model, not a curated record
AUGAAGACGUGCAAUGAGAUGAAUGUUACUUUCAUGCCUGUUAACAACAGGCAGCAGCUGGACAGUGAGGACCACACGCGCUGUCGUUCCAGCGUCCUGGACACGAAACUCCAUGGCCACAGCUGCUCUUUGCGCUGCAGGAUUGUCACGUCCUGGUCAGACCAUCCCACAGGGCAACGUGUGUGUGAGCUUUCCUGGAUCAGCGGAUUCAGCAGUAUUUCCAGUGGUCUGCGUCAGGUGACCCCUGGGGGGUGUUUCCAGUUUCGGAAUCAAAGAGAGGAAAGGGAGCAGGGGUCGUCUGGCCCCUGUGUCAAGUCCUCAGGAGGCCUCGAAAGAGAACCCGCCCUGCACGAGAGCACAGGGCGCGGACGCAAGCACAGCGGGCACAUCACCCUGGCCCCACGGCCCGGCAGAGCCCGCCCCGCGCAGGAAACCGGCGGCCCCGCCCCCGCCCCAGGAACGCUCCGCCCCGCGCCCGAGGCCACGCCCCUGAAGGGUCCGCUCCUGCCCCAACUCCUUGGCAACCAGAGGGACGCUUUCUCCUUAGCUACCGGUGCGGCUGCCACCAAGGGUGAGGAAGAGGAAGUUACGGCACCCAUGGAGAAAGUUAUCCGGAUCCAGAGGGUGUUUAUAAACCUGCUGGAUUCAUACAGCAGCGGGAACAUCGGGAAGUUCCUGUCUAACUGUGUAGUCGGGGCUUCACUUGAAGAAAUCACAGAAGAAGAGGAAGAAGAAGAAAGGAAGUCAACCAUGGAAGCCUCAUCCACACUGAAGGACGGCACGUUCCAGAUCGUGGGUACGCUUUCCAAGCUCGAAGGCGUUCGGCCCAACUUUGCCGUGGAGACAUACAGCAACAUCUCUCGGGAGGACCUUCUCAUGCGCCUCCUGGAGUGUGACAUCAUCAUUUAUAACAUCACCGAGAACCCACAGCAAGCAGAGGAGGCCAUCUGGGCAGUCUCUGCACUGAAUGAAGAAGUCAGCCACUUCGAGAAGCGAAAGCUAUUUAUUUUGGUAUCCACGGUGAUGACCUGGGCACGCUCCAAACUCCUGGACCCCGAUGAUUCUGAGAUCCCGUUUACUGAGGAGGAUUAUCGAAGAAGAAAGCAACAUCCUAAUUUUCUGGACCACAUCAAUGCCGAAAAAAUGGUUCUCAAAUUUGGAAAAAAUGUCAAAAAAUUCGCGACUUACGUGGUUGCUGCUGGACUUCAGUAUGGAGUGGAAGGAGGCAUCUUACAUUAUUUUUUCAAGAUGGCUUGGUUGGGUGAGGUCCCUGCGUUGCCAGUGUUUGGAGAUGGAACAAAUGUAAUCCCAACAAUCCAUGUUCUUGAUCUAGCAGGAGUGAUUCAAAACAUAAUAGACCACGUGCCCAAGCUUCACUACCUGGUUGCUGUGGACGAGUCCAUUCACACCCUGGAAGACUUGGUCAAGCAAGUGUGUCUUGAUCAUUUACUGGUCAACCUGAGAAUGGAAGCACUUUUUGUGAAGGAGAAUUUUAACAUUCGAUGGCUUGCCCAAACGGGAUUUGUGGACAAUAUCAGCAAUAUCCUCAAAGAGUACAAGCAAAGCAGAGGAUUAUUGCCGAUCAAGAUUUGCAUUCUCGGUCCCCCCGCUGUGGGAAAAUCUAGUAUUGCUGAAGCCUUGUCUAAACACUACAAACUGCAUCACAUUAAAUUGAAGGAUGUCAUUUCUGAAGCCAUAGCAAGACUGGAGACGAUCGUCACGCCUAAGGAUGAAGAGGAGGAAGAGGAAGAAGGCGAAGAGGAGGAGGAGGAGGAGGAGAACGUGGACGAAGCUCAGGAGCUCUUGGACGGCAUCAAGGAAAGCAUGGAGCAGAACGCAGGCCGACUAGAAGAUCAAUAUGUAAUUCGAUUUGUCAAAGAAAAGUUGAAAUCUAUGCCUUGCAGGAAUCAAGGUUAUAUUUUGGAUGGGUUCCCGGAGACCUAUGAUCAAGCUAAAGACCUAUUCAAUCAAGAAGAUGAGGAGGAAGAAGAAGAAGUCAGAGGCAAAAUGUUGCCCUUUGAUAAAUCAAUCAUACCUGAAUUCGUUUGUGCGCUGGACGCGUCAGAUGAGUUCCUGAAAGAGCGGGUGAUGAACCUUCCCGAGAGCAUCGUGGCGGGGACCCACUACAGCCAGGACCGCUUCCUCCGGUCUCUGGGCAGCUACCGCAACAUCAAUACGGAAGACGAGACCGUCUUCAACUACUUUGAUGAAAUUGAGAUCUACCCGAUCCACAUCGCACCGCAGGCAUGCCGUCAACUAGGGCCUGCCAUCCACCUCAUCAUCAUCAUCAUCAUCAUCGUUUCUGGCUCCAAAUCCCUGCUCUGGCGAGAAGGCAGUGUGAUGGAAGCAGGAACGGCCUCGGGAGACAACGGUGUGUGUCCCGAGCUGUGUGCUGUGAGAGCCCAGAUUCCGCUCCUUCUCCCGAAUAAACGACUAGAGGAAGUGAAAAGAGAAGAAAGAGAAUUAUUAGAGGCCCAGUCGAUUCCCCUGAGAAACUAUUUAAUGACCCACGUGAUGCCAACACUUAUGCAGGGUCUGAAUGAAUGUUGUAAGGUCCGACCGGACGAUCCUGUUGAUUUUCUGGCAGAGUAUCUCUUCAAGAACAAUCCUGAAAUACAGUGA